CUUCACUUUUUUAUUCUGUGAAGAAACUUUCAUUACUUGAGUCUAAACUGUCAAGGUCUUCAUUGAUGCUAACAUUUCCUGGUUUUAUCACUAGAAUAAAAGUUAUCACAAAGCAAGAGUGGAAUAACAAAACGGUGGUUGUUGAGUUCAUCCUCCUGGGAUUUGGGAAUGGCCCUAACUGGAUUCUCUUCUCUUCCUGAUGUUUCUGUCAAUCUGCAUUGUGACUAUUACUGGAAAUACCUUCAUCAUUGUGCUGAUGGUGGCUAAUCGGCACCUUCACACCCCAAUGUACUUCCUCUUGGGCAAUUUUCCUUGCUUGGAAAUCUGCUACAGCUCAAAUACCUUGCCGAGGGUGUUGCUUAGCUAUCUGUCUGGAGACAGAAGUAUUUCAGUCAAUGGAUGCUUUACACAAUACUAUUUCUUUGGUUGUUUGGCAGCUGUAGAGUGCUCUCUCCUUGCACUGAUGUCCUAUGGUAGGUACGUAGCAGUGUGCAAGCCCUUUCACUAUCCAUCCCAUAUGAACAGCAAGCUCUGUCGCCAGCUUGAUGCUGCAUCUUGGGUAAGUGGCUUUCUGUCUAAUUUUAUACUAACAUUCCUGAUCUCCGGUUUAGAUUUCUGUCGGCCUAAUGAAAUUGAACAUUUUUUCUGUGACAUUCCAAUGGUAAAAGUCUCCUGUAGUAACACUCAUGUGGUUGGACUUGUCAUUUCUGUCGUGGCAGUCUUAGAAACAAAGAAGUAA
Molecule: messenger RNA, 739 nt
Organism: Strigops habroptila (Kakapo)
Lineage: Eukaryota; Metazoa; Chordata; Aves; Psittaciformes; Psittacidae
Product: olfactory receptor 4D5-like
Biological process (GO): G protein-coupled receptor signaling pathway
Cellular component (GO): membrane
Molecular function (GO): olfactory receptor activity
Source: RefSeq, a predicted model, not a curated record